AACACUCUCUGGAAGCUAGCUGUUGGUUUGGAGGAAGCCGUUUGAGAUCCAGCAAGACCCGAGGGAGCUAGUUGGCAUUCUUCACAUCGGGAUCCAGCAUUCCAGCCAGUUGUCCCGACCACCCCCACCAUUACCUGCUUGCCUAUCCCUCGCCAUGGAUCAGAGCCCCGAGCAGCACGGCGAAAAUGAAUCUCUAUCGAAUAUCAGCUCACCUGCGAUGGAAACCAACAUGUCGAAGUCACCGAUCGACAUCAAGAUGCCUGGUCACGACUCGAUGGUGACAGUCCGCCUAUCCGAGCCUCCAUCUCUGUCCGUAAACACCGAUCUUCCUGUAGGUGUCAUGCCCUCGAGGAGGAGCAUCCUUGGACCAGAAUGCACGCCCACCAGUGCCGUGACCUUAUGCGAGAGCGAGGGAACUCUAGACGGAGCCAAAGAGGAUACCGAACCGGAAACAGGUAUCGAGACUCCAACGACGACUCAGGAUGAACGGAAAAGCAGCAGCGAUAGCAUAGCACAAGAAAAAUCACCUCAGGAUGACGAUAUUAUGGAAGAGUCUGAUACGGAGGAAGUUAAUUGGGAAGCACUGCAGAAGACAGAAAGCGAACAAGUCAAAGAACAAGAUGAUAACUCUACAGCGAUGCUCCUCGCAAGACUUGAGCAAGAAAACAACAUGCUCGCUACGAAUCCCAAGAGCGUCAAAGUAAAAGUGGUAGAACAACUAUCCGUCCGCCGGCCACGGCCACCUUCCAUGGCCCAGCUGCGGGAAAUGGUUAAUGGCCCUACACCCACGGCAUUGCGAUACUCUGUUCUCCCGCCACCGCCCAUGACAGAUCUCGAAUUUUACAUGGCGCUAGUGAAGGAUUAUCAACAAACAGCUGCCCGUUUACCCACACUGUUGUCUAACAAGAUCCGGAAGGGUGUACCACCACCACUUCGAGGCGUCGUAUGGCAAAGCAUGGCUAGUGCUAGAGAUACGCUCCUAUUAGAACAAUUCGACAGGCUUAGUGGCGAAUCGAGUCCUUACGAAGGCAUCAUCGGCAAAGACCUGGGUAGAAGCUUCCCGGGUGUCGAUAUGUUCCGAGAUCCGGAUGGAGAUGGACAGCGGAUGCUGGGACGCGUGCUGAAGUGUUUCUCUCUUUACGACCACAAGAUCGGGUACUGCCAAGGGCUGGCUUUUCUAGUUGGUCCUUUGCUGAUGCACAUGCCUGACAACCAGGCCUUCUGUGUUUUGGUUCGGUUAAUGGAGCAUUACGAUAUGCGAUCUUGCUUCUUGCCAGAUUUGUCCGGCCUGCAUGUCCGAAUAUAUCAGUUCCGUGAACUUCUGCGCCAAGAUCUACCCGCUUUAUCGUCCCAUUUGGACGAUCUCCAGGUCGAUCCAGCCUACGUUUCACAAUGGUUCCUAUCCUUUUUCGCCGUAACGUGCCCGCUACCUAUGCUGUUUCGCAUCUACGAUGUCGUCUUUGCCGAGGGUGCGUCGGAGACUAUCAUGCGAGUGGCCCUGUCACUCAUGCGGAAGAACCAGGGCCGCAUUUUAGCUUGUACCGAGCUUGAAGAUGUAAUGCAGCUUCUUCUCUCCCGGGGAUUGUGGGAUUGUUAUCAUUACAAUGCAGACGAAUUUGUCGACGACUUUGUCAGCCUAUCUACUGUGGUAUCAAGAGAGAAAUUAGCACAGCUUGAACAGCGGUAUAGAGAGGAAAAGAUCGCCAGCGCCAAUGCGGCUAGAACGGCCGAUGUUACCACAGCAGCCUCCCGCUUUUUGGGCCGCCUUUGGACAACGAGCACCUCGCCUAGAUCUGGGACUUUAUCACCCGGGUUCCCCGCUCCCCUGCGGCCAUUGAGCAUGCUGCGACGAAGCACAUCAAAACAGAGUUUGGCGUCAACGUUGAAUUCGAUGGAAGCUAGCUCUGCUAGCGUUUUGAGCUCAGCAUCGACAGACGCGACGACCAUCUCUCGAGAUUCGUCCAACGCCGAUGAUACUUCCAUCCGCGAGUCAACACCCGUUGCGUCAAAACCUCAAGCAUACCAUCAUGCGGGCGACAAAAACCUACACUCUCAGAUCGAAGAUCUACUGACUGCACUCAGCGAGCUGCAGCGGAAUCACUCGCUACUCGCGACACAACUACAAAAGGAAAGAGAAGAACGAGAAGAGGAUGGGAAGACGGUGAAGUCGUUGCUGGCCAAACUCAAAGCACAAUCCAACACUGGGGAAGACAUCGCGAUCUUCAACAGUGAAGACGAGGAGGCUAAUAAUGAGGAAGAGGCUGGAGAAGGUCGUCUCUCACAGCUCGUCAGCGCCGUCGAAGAUCGUUUUGAUACCGAGAAGGGUCAUAAUCGGAAUUCAUCGUCAAUGCAAACUAAAUCGCAACUUCGCGACGAAUUGGCGAGGACAAAGGAGCAUCUCACUAUCGAGAUGUCCAAAUCGCAAGAGUACAACCGUCGGAUUGAGGAGCUCAACCAAGAAGCCAGUACGCUUCGAGAGCAGCUUCGAGAAAGCCACGCCCAUGUUCGUAAUGUGCAUCAGGACAAGCAACGACUUGAGAGACAAGUCCACUCUCUUCGAGUCAGAGCUUCGGCGGAGACGCCAAAUACGACGGUGGACACGGGCGGGUGGUUUUCUAAUACAAGCUUCUCGACGGGCAACGCAAGCACUACGAGCAACAACGGUGGCCUGCGCGAGUUGAAGCUUGGACGCAGCAAGUCAACGCCCAACACGCAGGCGACGUUCGCCAAGCGCACAUCAUCUCUAGGUGUACGGCCGUCGAUGGAGGCGCAAUCGCCGACCGAUUACGAUGCACUUGUUGCAGAUUUGGUGCAGGCCAAGACGGCCGAAGCAGUGGCCCGGCAAGAGGCAGAUGAGUACAAGCAGAAGCUUGAGACCCUGCGGAAAGCCUGCGGGCUCACUCCCGGCGAAACGCCAGGGUCAUCGACGGCAGGCGCGUCAGCCCCAGGCGUUAUGGGAUUAUUUGCAUUAUCGAGAACGGAGACUAGCAGUAGUGUUAAGAGCGCACCUGCGCCGGUCUCAUCGACGACCACCUCUAACACAGGGUCCGGAGGUUUCUGGGGCUGGAGAAGGUGACCUUGGCAUAAUUUGAUGCCUCACUAUGUAGAGAGGCGCUGGAGCAAGCAGAGCGGGUAUCUGGUAGAGAGCAUGCAACAUUGUUGUUGUCGGGAAUAAUAAAUAGAGGAAGCAAGCAUGGCACAAGCUCACGGCGGGGCUUGCGUAGAGCGAAUAUGUACAAAAGAUGGGAAUGACGCUCAGGCCUAAUUCUAGAUAGAGGGCGUUCCCGACGAGGGGAGUGAAGAGUGAAGAAAGAGGCAGAACUAGCUUUGGAAAGCAGAGAGAGCCAUUGCUUUUGCUCGCUGUCUACAGAUUCUCAUCCCCAUAGCUAAGACAGAUAGAACUAGUUACCUAUGAUAUCCAAAAUGCAC
Molecule: messenger RNA, 3429 nt
Organism: Xylaria bambusicola
Lineage: Eukaryota; Fungi; Ascomycota; Sordariomycetes; Xylariales; Xylariaceae
Product: rab-GTPase-TBC domain-containing protein
Exons: 4
Coding region: 155-3076 (973 amino acids)
Source: RefSeq, a predicted model, not a curated record